AUGGCAUAUACAACUACAAGUUCACAUCAACGAACAAUAUACUCAGAUGGCUCUCGAGAUAAUUUUCAACAUCAAAAACCAACAUAUUCACAACAACAACCAUCAUAUUCACAUGCACAAGAACGUCAUAUUUAUGAUGAACAACCAUAUUAUAUCAAUGAACAAACUAUUUCAGGACACAAUAUCGAUGGAGAUAAUCGACGAAGUGGACGGGUAACAUAUAAUAGUGGUGAUGGUGAUUUUAAUCGACCAACAAAUACAAGAAUUACUAAUGGUUAUACAUCGCAUCAACAUGAUUCAUAUAGUGGUGGUGCUGAUCGAGAAAAACUUCAUUGCUAUAAUUGUGAUCGAAACUUAUCUGGUUCACGAUAUAUACUUAAAGAUGAACGUCCUUAUUGUAUUAAAUGUUAUGAAGAUCGUUUUUCUAAUACAUGUGAUGAAUGUCGAAGAAAAAUUGGUACCGAUUCAAAAGAUCUUUCAUAUAAAGAUCGUCAUUGGCAUGAAAAAUGUUUUUUUUGUUCAAUGUGUAGAACACCGCUCGUUGAUAAACCAUUUGCUUGUGUAAAUGAAAAACUUUAUUGUGGAGAAUGUUAUAAUCAACAAUUUGCUACACGUUGUGAUAAAUGUCAUCAAAUAUUUAGACCAGGCUCUAAAAAACUUGAAUAUCAUGGACAACAAUUUCAUGAACAUUGCUUUACUUGUUAUUCAUGUUCACAACCUAUCGGUACAAAAAGUUUUAUUCCAAGAGAUCAAAAAAGUUAUUGUAUUCCAUGUUAUGAACAACACUUUGCAACCAAAUGUGAUAAACCAAGGCAUCGUGAAUGUUUUACAUGUACGAAUUGUAAAAAUUCUUUAGCUUCACAACGAUUUACAUCACGUGAUGAUCAUCCUUAUUGUGUCGAUUGUUUUGGUCGACUUUUUGCUAAAAAAUGUUUUGCAUGUACUAAACCAAUAACUGGUGUUGGUGGUACACGUUAUAUCUCGUUUGAAGAUCGUCAUUGGCAUAAUGAUUGCUUUGUAUGUCAACGUUGUCGAACUUCACUUGUUGGUCGUGGUUUUCUUACUGAAGGACCUAAUAUUCUUUGUCCUGAUUGCGGUAAACGAGAACAUUAUUAUGAAAGAGAAAGAGAAAAUAAUGAGUAUACACCUGCACUUCGUACUGUUAUUAGUUAUCACCAUAGAACAAAUUAA
Molecule: messenger RNA, 1191 nt
Organism: Rotaria sp. Silwood1
Lineage: Eukaryota; Metazoa; Rotifera; Eurotatoria; Philodinida; Philodinidae
Source: the annotation of a GenBank genome assembly